Brassica napus (rape) is the source of this 7866-nucleotide messenger RNA. RefSeq lists its product as uncharacterized. Lineage: Eukaryota; Viridiplantae; Streptophyta; Magnoliopsida; Brassicales; Brassicaceae. The record is from RefSeq and is a predicted model, not a curated record. Gene Ontology annotation, molecular function: DNA helicase activity. Gene Ontology annotation, biological process: DNA repair; telomere maintenance. The coding region runs from base 3535 to 7791 and encodes 1418 amino acids. The transcript is spliced from 6 exons.
CAUUUAAAGAUAUGUAAGGCCAUAAUCCAUUGCUUAUUUUUCAGUAGUUAUUUGCCUAUCAUACUGAUUAUUUGGGAAAAUUUUCAUGGUUAUCAGCGACAAUGGGGAUGACACAACUCUAAUUACAUUUGAAAGUAAUGAGGAGAGUCAAGAGGACAACAACAAGCAAGUAAAUCAUCCAGGCAAGCGAGGACAGCGUGAUAAGUGGUUGAUAUUCCCCUCUAAGACCAUCCAAGAAAUGAUAGCGUCAACUCAAGUAAGCAUUCACCAGAUGUUUAUCUUACACCGUGUAUCUCGUGUGAGUGGUUAACUAUUUCUUUUUUUAAAUUGUUUAGGUUGAUAAAUGUUUAGUCACUUGCACAGUCUAUGCAAUUGAUAUGGAUUGGUCCUGGUAUUACUUUGGUUGUGAUGCAUGCCAAAAAAGGGUGAUCAAAACCGGAACCAACAUUAAGGUAGUAAAAGGAACUGAAAUAACCACUCAUAUUUGGUGGUGUGAGACAUGCAACGACACUGUGUUCAAAGUUUCACCAAGGUAUGAUUGUGCAAAUUUAAGAAAAAACAUGCAUACGUAACAACUUAGAGUGAUGUUUAGCAGUUAAAAGUGUAACUUAUGUCUGUCUAAUCUAUAGGUUUUGGCUUCAUUUGAUGGUCAAAGAUGAUACUGGUGUGUCAAAAAUAAUGAUUCUGGACAAGGUGGCUAAUGGGAUUGUUCCGGAAUCUCCUCUCAAAUUGUUGAAUGGAAGCUGGGAUGAGGUAUUUUUAAAUCAAAUAUGGCAAUUAAUUUGCGUCAUCUUACUGACAAUAGAACACUAAAUCUAUGCAAUCAAUUUGGCAGCUUGAAGACCCAAGCUUAAUACCAGAUGCUAUUACUGAUUUGAUUGGAAAAAGUUUCACAUUUGGAGUCUAUGUUGAGAAGGAUAAUGUAUCUUAUGGUGCUGAGAUAUUCAAAGUUGGAAAAGUCUACAAAGACAGAAUGAUUUGCUUAACUGGUGGAAUCACAUCCAGUCACUCUGAAAAGCCGUUGACAAUUACAAGCGGUGAUGAGGUAUUUUGUCUAAUCUAUUGUGAUAUUAAGUUUUUUUUUUUUUUAGAGUUUCUGUCUUAACAUGACUAUCAAUGUAAUUUUUUACAGGGUUCAGUUUAUUUCACUGAUAGUCAAGAACUUAACGACUCCGUGACCACACCAUCCAGUAAGAGAAAAGAAGAUGAUUCUAUUUCUCUGCCUGACAUCAGUUCAACAUCAAAGAAACCAUGCUUAAUGACAGUAAAAAUUGAGAAGGCGGAAGAGGCUGCUAAGAAACGUGGCUAAUUUGGAAGAAGACUGCUUUGAUGUUUUCCUGCAUUUUGGUUUUUGUUUUUCCUAUUUACGUUGUUGGGUUUUUGCUUCUUCCGAAACUUAUGUUUGAUUUGUGCUUUUUUUCAAUAAGUCUAUUUAGACUAAUGCAUUGUUAAGUUUUCUUUUAUUUCUGUUUUUUUCCUAUCAAAACAAAAUAACCUGCUUAACUGAUAGUUCGUUUCUUAUAAGCAAGUCCUGGAAACAAAAUAAUCUAUUUACUUAACGUAUAGAUUAUUAUCCACACCAUCCAGUAAGAGAAAAAAAGACAAGCAUAUUUCUCUCCCUGACAUCAAUUAAACAUCCAAGGAACCAUGCACAAUGACAAUCAAAAUUAACAAGGUGGAAGAGGAUACUAAGAAACGUUAAAGUUGGAAGAAGACAUCUCCUAUCGUUUUGACCUUUUAAAAUUUAUGUUAUUCUAUUUAUUAAGACUUCAUUAUACAAUAAAAUGUUUUGACCCUAUUCUUUUAAUACUAAUCAAAUGUAACUAUAGCAAGUGUAAUAUUUUGAACCUAUUCUUUUAAGACUAAUCAAAUAUUUUAUUAGAUACUGCAAGAUUUAGUUGUCGUUAGAAUGUAUAUUCUGACCAUAUUCUUUAAGACUACUCAACAAUUUGAUUAGAUACCAAUAUAUUUAGUUGGAGCUUUUUGUUUCUAUAUUUUUUGGCAAAAUCGAGACUUAAAAACCUACACAAAAGAACUGAUGAACGCGAUUGCUAAUUACGUUUAGAAUUUCAAUGACGCAGAAAAACGAAGAGGUCCCUCCAGGAUCACAUAGUUUGCUAUCAUCCCAACAGAGAAAAAGAAAGAGAAGAGCAGACAACAAUGAAUCCGAGAAUACACAGCCGUGUGGUGAAGCUUCGAACAACAUUACUUCUGUGCCUCUUAGGAAAGCUUUUACGAGGGUUCUAAAUGAUAUCUCCAAUAUUCCUACUAAUUUGCGAUCCUCGACAGUUUCUAUUGGGACAAACCCUGCUAAUGGUUUAGACCUUCCACAAAACAUCAAUUUUUUUAAAUAAAUUUUGAAGCUUAACCUCACUACUGCUAAAUUAUGUGUUUUUCCUUUCAGAUAGUGGAAAUGUAAAGGAUCAGAAUGCUUUAGCAAAAAGAUUAAAGAGCAAUUCAUAUAAGUUUAUGUGUAAGUGUACCUAACUCCAGAACAUUUUUUUAGUUGUUUGUAAUAGUUUUGAAUGACCCAAUGUUAUGUUUAUGGAAACAGCACAAUCAAGCAAUCAAACUACUGUCAGCAACAGUGUUGGAGGAUCUAACAACAAUAAAGCAACUCUUAAGAGAAAGAGAUCUACAAGCAUAGAUGUCACUGAACAUACACCAUCUUCUUAUUCCAGUAAGAAAAAAUGUUCCAAACCAGGUGUUCUAGCUGAUAUUACCAACACCUUGCCUUCAAUGCUUGGCACACCUUCUACAAGUGGUUCAUGUAUCUCCAAGAUAUCUACUAAGGGUAUAUACUGUAAAUCCGAAAUUUUGAUUUUGAUUUGAUUUCUCAGAGUUUGUUCUUUUUUUCUAACGUCUGUUGGCUCAAUCACAUAAAGGGAAAGGUAAGGUUGUUGCUGAAGAUAACAAGUUAAAGAGUAAUACUAGAACCAAGAGGUGUAGAAAAACAUUGGAACAACAAUUUGACGGUUGUGUAGUUGAUUAUUCGUCAUGUGAGGAUGAUGAGGACCAAGCAUUCCAAUAUGACUAUGAAGGUAUAAACGUUUUAAUGGUACCCCUAAGUUCCACUGAUUAUAUAUUUCUAAAUAUGUGGAUAUAAACCAAUUAUAUUAAAACAACUUUUUUUUGUCUACAGAAGAAUCUGAAUUAUACAAAGAACAAGUUUAUGAUUGCAGUAGCGAAGAAAGUGACACAAGUAACAAUGAAACCAUAAACUGCAACCCUAUAUCUAAAGAUUCAGAUGCCAAUCAAAGAUCACCCGAUGUCUUAUCAAAAGAAGGGAAACAGGAAAUUAAUACACAGCGUACUUCUUCCUGUGCCAAGAUGGUGAAGAGAACUUCGUCGUCUGCUCAGAUGAUGAAACCUACUUCUUCUAGAAAAUCUCGUGGUAAUCAGUUCUUUUUAUCAAGAUAGUCAAAUUAUUCAUUUACCAUUUUGUUACAUUCAGCUCGUGAUUUUAUUCUUUUAAAUACAGGUUACAUUGAUGACGGUGAUCCAACUUACAAAUGUGAACAUUGUGGGGCUAUAAUGUGGUAUGGUGAAAGGAUCAACAACAAAAAACAUACACGCAAACCUAAAUUUGCUCUUUGUUGUGGUCAAGGACAAGUUCAGCUUCCGUUGUUAAAAGAUUCACCAGCUAUAUUGAAACAAUUACUCCAUGGCAGUGAUGAACAGAGUAGAUAUUUUCGUGACAAUAUCCGAGCUAUAAAUAUGGUUUUCUCAUUUACAUCGCUUGGGGGAAAAUUCGAUCACUCAGCUCCAAAAGGCUCUGGCCCAAAAAUGAUUGUACUUCAAGGAGAAAACUAUCAUUUAAUGGGUAGUUUGAAGCCUCCAGCAGGAGACCCUGCUAAGUUUGGGCAACUAUAUAUUGUAGACACAGAAAAUGAAGUUGCCAACCGUGCUUCUAUAAUUGGAAGGUACAAAAAAUCCGCAGAAAAAGCUAAAAAGGAGUCUAUUCGGAAUCAAGUUAUCCAGUCUUUAAUGACAAUGCUUAACGAGGUCAAUCCAUAUGUCCAUCAGUUUAGAUCAGCAAAAGAUAGAUUUGAGACUAAUCCCCUGGAAACAUUCCAUAUGCGCAUUAUUAGCAGUCGUGCAAAAGAUGGAAGGACAUAUGACACUCCUACAGCAUCUGAGGUUGCUGCAUUAAUUCCAGGAGAUUUCAAUUUGGACAUGGAUAAAAGAGAUAUUGUUUUGCAAGAGAAACAAACUGGCUGGCUAAAGCGGAUAAGUGAGAUUCACCCUUCUUACUUGGCACUUCAAUAUCCUCUGAUAUUUACUUAUGGUGAAGAUGGGUUCAGACUUGGGAUUAAAAAGAAAGAGACAGAGGCUACAGCUAAACUAAAGAGGCAGACUAUUAGUAUGAGGCAGUGGUAUGCAUUCCGUCUACAGGAAAGAGAGAAUGAGUGUCAUACACUACUGCAUUCAAAGCGAUUGUUUCAGCAAUUUUUGGUCGAUUCUUAUACUUCCAUAGAGUCUAACAGGCUGUGUUAUCUACGGAUGAACCAAAAAAGCCUUAGAUCGGAUAGCUAUGACUCUAUACAACAGUCAGGAAACGCAGGAAAAGAAGAUAUGCAUGACCAAGGAAGUCGAUUUUUGCUACCAGCCUCAUUCACAGGAGGACCAAGAUACAUGAAGAACAACUAUCUUGAUGCAAUGGCUAUAUGCAAAUAUUUUGGGUUUCCUGAUUUGUUUAUAACAUUCACCUGCAAUCCGAAAUGGCCAGAAAUCACCAGAUAUCUACAACAGCGCCGCCUCACUGCUGAUGAUAGACCCGAUAUUAUUGGAAGGAUUUUCAAAAUCAAGCUUGAUUCUCUCAUGAUUGAUUUAACAGACAAAGAGCUUCUAGGGAAGACCGUCUCUUCAAUGUACACUGUGGAGUGGCAGAAACGUGGCCUACCUCAUGCUCAUAUUCUCUUAUUCAUGCAUCCUAAUUCCAAAUUUCCAACCACUGAUGACAUUGACAAGGUUAUCUCUGCUGAAAUUCCAGAUAAAGACAAAGAGCCAGAGCUUUAUGAUAUUAUCAAAGAUAUGAUGAUUCAUGGUCCUUGUGGAGCUGUAAACAUGAAAUCACCAUGCAUGGAAAAUGGUUUGUGUUCUAAAUUGUAUCCCAAGGCUUAUGCAGAUGUAACUACAGUCAACAAAGAAGGGUUUCCUGUUUAUAGAAGACGAGAACAGACAAAUAGAUUUGUUGAGAAAAACGGCUUCAAGUGUGACAACAGAUAUGUGAUACCAUACAACAAGGAAUUGUCUCUUCGUUUUCGAGCUCACAUCAAUGUGGAAUGGUGCAAUCAAUCAGGUUCUAUAAAAUACUUAUUCAAGUAUAUUAACAAAGGCCAGGAUCGUGCCACUAUUGUUGUUGAGCCCCCUGAUAAAGAAGCACCAGACCAGAACACUUCAACAAAUGGAGAGUUGAAUGAAAAGAAAAAAAAUGAAAUCAAGGACUUCUUCAACUGCAGGUAUUUUUUCUACACAACAUUUUUCAGAUAUGUCUCAGCCUGUGAAGGUGGUUGGAGGAUUUUUACGUUUCCUAUUCACUAUAGAUCAACACCCGUUGAGAGAUUACAGUUUCAUCUACCAGGAAAACAAAUCAUUAUCUUCAAAGAUGAUGACACGUAUGAAAAAGUUACCAGCAGGAAGCUUAUUGAAAACACUAUGUUUUUGGGCUGGUUUGAAUUGAACAAGGUCAGUGCAGUAGCUCGGACUCUGACUUUAGCUGAAAUUCCAACAAGGUUUUGUUGGAAUAAGAAAGAAAAAAAGUUUCAUGAUAGGAAGAAAGGAUUCAGUAUUGGGAGAAUCAACUAUGCCCCACGUGACAUUGAAGAAGCGUUCUACAUGCGUGUAUUGCUUAACAUUGUGAGAGGUCCAACGUGUUAUGACGACAUUAAAACGUUUCAAGAGGUUCUUCAUCCUUCAUACAAGGAGACAUGUUUUGCAAGGGGACUGUUAGAAGAUGAUCAGGAAUAUAUAGACGAUCUCGUGAGAGCAAGUUUCACUGGUUCUGCAUGUUAUAUGCGUCAAGCUUUUGUUAUCAUGCUCAUGUCUAAUACUUUGUCAAAACCAGAAGUCGUUUGGGAACAUACUUGGGAGUUCCUUUCUGAAGACAUUGAGCAUACGAGAAGAAAGCUAUUACAUAGACCAGAUCUUUGCUUGAGUGAUGCGGAAAAAAAACAAUAUGCGCUUACAGAGAUUGAGAAGCUUCUAAAGAGUAAUGGAACAUCUUUGGAGAAGUUCAAAAAGAUGCCUAAACCACUACCAGAUAUAGAUAAUAAUAACGUUUUGAUCAUGGACGAGCUCAGUUACGACCGGCAGGAAUUAGAAGCUGAUCUUCAGCGUGACACUCCAAAACUUACGGAUGAGCAAAAGAAGAUUUUUGAUGAAAUUACUGAUGCUGUUAUUACGAAAAAAGGAGGCGUCUUUUUUGUCUAUGGAUUUGGUGGUACAGGCAAAACUUUCUUAUGGAGAUUGCUUUCUGCAGCAGUACGUGUCAGGGGCGAAGUAUGUCUGAAUGUUGCCUCAAGUGGUAUAGCUUCCCUAUUGCUACAGGGAGGAAGGACUGCACAUUCUCGAUUUGGAAUUCCUAUAAAUCCAGAUGAAUUCUCCACUUGCUCACUUACAAAAGGAACUGAUAAAGCAGAGCUGGUAAAAGCAGCGUCCCUUAUAAUUUGGGAUGAAGCUCCAAUGAUGAGUAAACACUGUUUUGAAUCAUUGGAUAGGAGUAUGUUAGACAUUGUUGGAGACAAUGAUAAGAGACCUUUUGGUGGCAAAGUUGUCGUAUUUGGUGGAGACUUUAGACAAGUAUUGCCUGUCAUUCAUGGAGCUGGAAGGGCUGAGAUCGUUAUGGCUGCUCUUAAUUCAUCUUAUCUUUGGAAGCAUGUAAAAGUUUUGCAAUUAACCAAGAAUAUGCGGCUACUGUCAAAUAAUCUAUCUACUGAAGAGGCAAAAGAAUUGCAAGAGUUUUCACAAUGGAUAUUAGACAUUGGAGAUGGAAAGAUUGGUGAUGGAAAUGAUGGGGAAGCUCUUAUCGACAUUCCAGAAGAGUUCUUAAUUCUUGAUGCUGAUGAUCCAGUGGAAGCUAUAAGCGCAGCAGUAUAUGGAGAUGCUACUUCUUUACACCAGAAGGACCCAAAGUUUUUUCAAGAGAGAGCUAUACUGUGUCCUACUAACGAGGAUGUGAACAUUAUUAAUCAACAUAUGCUGGAUAAGCUUGAUGGAGAGGAAAGAAUAUACUUAAGCUCUGAUUCUAUCGACGCUUCUGAUAAGUUUUCUGUUAAUGACCAAGCUCUCACUCCAGAUUUCUUAAACAGAAUUAAAGCAUCAGGAUUGCCAAAUCAUAUUCUGCGACUGAAAGUUGGUUGUCCAGUGAUGUUGCUAAGAAACAUAGAUCCUACUGGGGGAUUGAUGAAUGGAACGCGUCUUCAGAUUACAGAAAUGUAUGACUUCAUGAUAAAGGCCAAAGUUAUUACAGGGGAAAAGGUUGGCCGAACUGUGUUAAUUCCUAGGCUUUCAAUAACUCCUUCAGAUAAAAAGAUGCCAUUCAAGAUGAGGAGGAGACAACUGCCUAUUGGUGUGGCAUUUGCUAUUACCAUCAACAAAAGUCAAGGCCAAACUUUGUCUGAAGUUGGUAUUUAUCUACCAAGGCCUGUUUUCUCUCAUGGACAACUAUAUGUGGCUGUUUCCAGAGUCACUUCUAAGAAAGGCUUGAAGAUAUUGAUUGUUGACAGCGAAGGCAAACCUCAACGUCAAACAAAAAAUGUGGUCUUUAGAGAGAUUUUUGACAAUCUAUGAUUUCAGACUAUUUGUUUUGUCUUUUAUAACUUUGUUGGAACGUGGAUUUAUAUACAGUUUAUGGUUCUAUGUUUA